AUGGAGAUCUUGAAGGAUGGACAAAGAAACUGGACUGAUCAGGUUCCUGCCGAUAUUCUAGAGUACAUAGCAAGCAAGGUAGAUAGUUUAGGUAUUUGUCGACCAGGAGACCAAGCAUGGACCUGCUUUACGAUUAGGUCCCUUAAUGGCGAUGGCGAGGGCCAGGAAGAGGAGGAGGAGGAGGAGGAAGGCGAGGGUGAUGAUCAAGAAGAGGGAGAGGGAGAGGAGGAGGAGGAAGGCGAGGUUGAUGAUCAAGAAGAGGGAGAGGAGGAGGAGGAGGAUCCGGAGGAGGAUGGGGGAUGUGCACGUGGAUAUCCCAUUAAUAAAGAUGAUGAUGGGCAGGCUAAGGAGGAUGACAAUGAGGAGGAGAUAGAGGAGGGCUUGGAUGAUGAAGGUGAAACGUUCAUAGUUUUUAAGCUUGAUGAUGAAACAAGUGAUCCUGCUAAAUGGGUUAGGCUGGAAAACAUAGGCAAUCAGAUUAUAUUCCUGGGAAGAAAUCACACCAAAUGUGUUCCUGCCAUUGAUUUUCCAGGCUUUGAAGGAAACUGUGUCUAUUACUCAUGUGACCUAUGGAACCAUUUUCGUGUGCUUCCUAUGGAUCAACGUGACUAUGCAGACAUGGGAGUAUACGGUUUAGGAAGAAGAGUUAAAGAGGAGUUUUUCCCGGAAAAUUAUGGAGCCUUCAUGCCGAAUUCAGAGCAUUCAGUCAAGUAUCCACCUAUAUGGAUUACACCAAAUCCAUGGUAA
Molecule: messenger RNA, 747 nt
Organism: Populus nigra (black poplar)
Lineage: Eukaryota; Viridiplantae; Streptophyta; Magnoliopsida; Malpighiales; Salicaceae
Exons: 4
Coding region: 1-747 (248 amino acids)
Source: RefSeq, a predicted model, not a curated record